This is a messenger RNA of Lemur catta (Ring-tailed lemur), 6561 nucleotides long. RefSeq names its product beta-lactoglobulin. NCBI's taxonomy places the organism in Eukaryota, Metazoa, Chordata, Mammalia, Primates, Lemuridae. The record is from RefSeq and is a predicted model, not a curated record. The transcript is spliced from 5 exons. Gene Ontology annotation, molecular function: small molecule binding. Bases 4690 to 5520 code for a protein of 276 amino acids.
GCCAGACAGGCCACCGCGGCUCUAGCCAGAGGGGACAGGCGGCAUUGAUCACCCCACACACGUCUCAGCCCUGAGAAGUGCGUCUGGGGACAGCGGGGCCCAAGACAGUGGGUCUGACUUGUUCCUUCUUGGGCUCAGGUGGGCUUCUUGGAGGAAGCGGCAUUUGCAUCAAGACCGGGGGUGGUAGUGGUGCUGGGGGAGCAGGCGGCACCCCCACAAGGAAAUAACCUUUGAGAAGACCUUAGAGGCCAAGGACUGCAGUGUGGGGGCAGCUGCAGGGGCAGUGCCAGCUGGCACCAGUGGGAGCCCAGCCGGGGGCUUGGCUUUGCCGCGUGCCCAAGACGCUCGGAUGGAGAUUGCAGAGGCAGCUCGGGGGAUAGAAUUUUGGGGCCCUGACCUGUGCUUGGUGAUCAAAGGGUUGGGCGUGGCGAGACCCCUAUGUUGCUCAGCAUCAUUAGUCAUCAGGGAAACGGAAAUCAAACCCGCAAUGAGAUACCAUUUUACUCCCACGAGGAUGGCGUCAGUCACAGGAACGGACAACAGCAGGUGUUGCCGAGAUGUGAAGGGAGAGGGCCCUGGCGCUGCCGGUGGACGUGAACGGUGCGGCCACCGUGGAAGCCACCUGGCCGUUGCCGGGAUGGCUCACCUAGCGCGACUGUGGCCCAGUGAUCCCACUGCGAGGUGCCCACCUGAGACAGCUGAAAACACUGAACACAUCCACGUAGAGACCCGUGUGCCAACGUUGUUCCUAACAGCCGCAAAGUGGAAACGAUCCAAGCGUCUGUCAACGGAUGAUGGAUAAACAACGUCCUACCUCUCCGUAUAAAGGAACAUUAUUCCGCGUGACACACUGACACGUGCCACGGCGUGGAUGAACCUUGAAGCCAUCGUGCUUGGGGACAGAAGCCAGACAUAGAGGCCACACAUGUGCGGCCCCGCUCAUGUGAAGUGCCCGAGUUAGAGAAAUCCUUCAAGAUGCAAGUCGGCUCCUGCGUCCGGGCAGGGGUGGAGCUGGAAGCUGAUGGCCGAGGGGCGCGAGGGCCUCUGUGGGGUGGGGAACGUUCCAGACUGCAGGAGGACCACAGGUGCGUUAGAAAUCACAGGACCGGACGCACAAACGGCGAACACUACGGCGUGAAUGUCACGGUGCGUGUGCUGUAUGUCAGCAGGGCUGUUAAAGACCGUGGUCAGAUGUGACCCAGAAGUGACUGUGCCCCAUCACCGAGGCAGAGGAGGGAGAACUUACAGAUGUUCCCAGAACAAAAGCAGCAGUUGUACGAAGUGCGGCCUGCUGCUGGCGGCUGGAGCAGAGUUCAAGGUGAAGUUCUUUACUGAGGAGGAACAGCCUGGUGCCCACCGAGUUCCGGGACGGUGUCUGCAGUAACACAUGGCAUCUCACCCUUGCAAAAACAAAACCAAAACCAGAAAGGAAGAAGGAAGAGGAUCCCCUGAGAAUGGUGACGAAGAGAAAGCUCUGCCCCCCUCGGGCCUACAGAAGGGCUGUUGUUGAACUGACCCUUGGAAGGUCCUGGACUGGCCUGGUCCCCCGUCUGGUGCCAGGGGCUUUGAGCUGGUGACCAGCUUCACUUCCUCACAGCCAAGCCAGCUGAAGCCAGCGUGCACAGAGGUCACUGUUGGCUCCCCACGGGCAUAGUGACCUGCACAGUGGCCUAUACCCUUCCCCAUAAAACGGCCAAGCUGGCGAGGCCAGCGAGGCCUGGGAGGGGCUCCCGGGACAGGGAGCGGGUGGGAAGGCCACCAACGCUUCCCCAGGAGGCCACGUCCAUGGUGUCAGCUUGGCAGCCGGGUGGCGGACGUGGGUCCAGGUGGCCUCCAGGCACGUUCCCAUUUGUGUGACAUUUAUCAUGACAUGGUGCAAGCUGAGGUACAAAGAGUUUCUGUGCUCAGAUAAGCCGAGCCUCGGAGGAACUCAAGGAGAACACAAGAGCUGGAACACAAACACAGCGUGACCUUUCCCGGGACCAGCUCCCCUGCCCCACCUGGGCUCCCGUGGCCAAGUGCGGAUCCGCUCACACCGGCCCCGCGAGCCCCUGCUGACCCCUCAAAGGGCGGGCGAGCCCAGGCGGUGGGAAGAGGCCACGACUGUCCGAGUGACCGAGCUCCUUCAGGAUAGGCACCACCGCCUGUGUCAGGGACACGCAGGGACGGCCGCGGCUGGCCUGGCCAAAGGGGUCCCGUAGGCUGGUGGCCAGGGCCCCUUCCUCCCCCAGGAGGUGGCAUCGUGCUGGGCUCUGAAGGAUGACAGAGGCUGGACGGACGCAGGGGACAGGCACGAAAGACCGUGCAGGCCUAAAACACACACAGCGGGGUCCACUCCCGGGGCCCCCAGGGCCAGUCAGGGAACAGGAUGCUGGGGUGGCUGUCGCAGACGGGAACCCGGGACACGGCGUCUGGGAGCCUCGGCCCCCUUGGCAAAGAAAGCACCGAGUUCGCAGCAGAACUGCGGGUCACAUCGGCGGCCCUGGGCCUUCGUUUCCGUCAUGUGUAAAAGGCAGAGGGCAGGGCAGGUGGCAGCAAGUCCCUCGGUGUCCACCCUGCGGCUUCCUCUGUCACCCGUGGAGAUGACGUGUCUGACGCUCCUGCAUCCGUGCAGGCGGCUCUGCUAGAAAACAGGUAGAAAGAAAACCCUCCCACCCGCGGGAGUGACUCCCUCGGAACGGGGGGAUCGUGGGUGACUGUCCCUCCUCUGCCAGCACCCAAGACGGCGUGGGACGUGCGUGUCAUUCCAGCGUGUGCUGAGGAGCAGCCUCGCGAGGGUACUGUGUCUGCGCAGGAGGAGUCACUUGCUUUACGCGUUUGGUCGCCAGGCCGGGGGCUGCUCACCUUCCACGGCCACACGAGCGCUCUGGCUCUGUCCCCUGGGUGGCUGAGGGUGGCUUCAGGGCCAGCGGGCUCCCAGCAGCCUGAUGGUCGCCUGGUUGGCGGGGCUGGCAGUGGGCAGAGGCUGCCAGUCCCCUGAGAAGGGAUGACGCCUCAGGGACAGGGGAGGCUCUGCCCACGGCCCACCGGGUCACCGGCCCCCGCCUCCCGCUGUGCUUGCCGUGGGGCAUCUGCUUCUCAGACUCCCUCAAAAAUAGUAUGAAAGUGACUUGUGGAAACGGCAAAAAUCCAAAUAAAAGCCUGCACAGCGCACAGCCCCCUUUCUGGCGUCCUUGCAGGUCCCAGCGCAGCCGGCCCUUCCCGGGGUGGGCUCCUCCCAGCCGCGUCCCGGCACCCAGAGAACAAGCAGGGACCGUGGACGCCCUCACGCCCUGCCCGGCUCUGGGAAACGUCCGCGUUGUUAUUUCUCUGCUUCGGAUUAUUUUAAAAGGAAAUGGAACUUACAGAUACAUCCAGGAAUGAAUGGAUUUUGUGGGGCUCAAAAUUUGUGCAAAAUUUGGCAGCCACUUUAAACAAUACUACAAAUGACAAACCCUAUCAAGGUAGGAAAAUAAAUAUUUGGAGUGAGAAAGAAAUCACAAAAGCUCACACGUUAAAGAGCUGGUCUCUGCUGAACGAGCAGCAGCUAAAUAAUAAAAGACCCUGAUGACUGCAGUAAACACAACCAAAUGGAGGGCGGCACAUGAAUCUACGAUUACCUUAAAUAAAGCUUUAAUUUUUAAAAAUACAUAAAGAUCAUGAUAGACAGUAAAUGACAAAAUGACUGUCACAGACUGGGGACCUGGCCCGAGGACGGCAUGUGAUGUGGGGUCGGUUCCAGACCAGGAACAGAGCGAGUCUUUCCUGGCAGGACUUGACUUCUGCCACGGUCUCAGUUUUCAGUCAUCGUCCUGCGGUCACGUGAGAUGUUAACCUCGGGGGACCCUCAAGGAAGGCGACACAGAACAGCUUCUCUGAGUCUUAAAAUUAUUUCAGAAUAAGAAGCUGUGUUGACGUGGGCGAGAUAUUUGAACACCACGGAAGUGACACGGAUGAUGAAUGAGCCCGUGGAAAGUGCUCAGACCCGCGAGUCACCGGGGAAUAUAAAUUAGAACCACAACGAGACGCCGCUACAAACCUAUCAGCACAGUUAACAUUUUACAAAUGUCACACAAUCACAAGGCCGAACGCUGGCUGGCUGUGGGGCGGCGGGUGCUCUCACAGACCGCGCCCCGAAACGCAGAGAGGCGCGGCCACUUUGGACGCACUGGCGGCUUCUUCUCUUCCCGAUUCCCACUGUCAACACCCUACCCACGGCCCCGCUUCUGCGUGUCCUCACGCAGACGUGCAGGUGGAUGUCCGUCGCAGCUCCACUGACCGUCGCCGGUCCCGGAGGGAACCGGGCAGCAGCCGCCAGGAAAUGACCGCGGACACAGCAGGCAUGUUCUCAAAGCAUCACGCAGAGCGAAUGAAGGUCACACACGGGAGGCCCCAUCUGUGGCGGCCAGGGGCUGGUCUGGGGGGUGGGCAGUCCUGCUCACUUAGGGGCCCCAGAGAACUGGGGGUGGGCCUGGCAGCCUGGAAGCGGCAGCUAGGGGGCGGGCAGGCGGGCACGAAGGGCCUGCGCCCUCUGAAGCCUUCCGCGGCCUCCCCUGCCCGUGCCCCAGCUGCGGCCUCGCCCCCGACACCCAGGACACACUCGCAAUGCGGUUAAACCGCCCCGACAGCCACCCCACACCCUGCUCCAAAUGACAUCCUUGCGUGGCUCCAGACAGGGAGGGUGGCAGGGAGGCGGCCUCAUUCCAGGGGAUGGAGCGUGGCAUUUUGGGGGACCGGGUGGGACAGCAGGGCUGGCAGCUGCUUGGGGCUGCCGGAGUUGACCAGGGACAGAGAGCCGGCGGGGGAGCCGCCACCCUGGCCAUGGCCCUGGCCAGACCACCUCUCCUGCUGCUGGUGCUGGGCCUAGGCCUGGCCGGCGCCCAGAAGACGCUAGAAGAAGUGCCGGUGCAGCCGGGCUUUGAGGCACAGAAGGUGGAGGGACGCUGGCUCACCCUUCGGCUGGCUGCCAGCCAUGGAAACCUGGUGUCCCCGGCGGACCCCCUGAGGCUCUCUCUCCACUCCAUCCGCACGGGGGCCGGUGGGGACGUGGAGUUCCUGCUGCUCUGGAGAGGAGCGGGGGUGUGUGGAGGAGAAAACGUCACUGUCCACCCUACCCAGCUGCCAGGCCAGUACCACGGCUCCUGUGAGUACCCAGCAUGGGCGUCCUCCCGAAAGGACACACGGACACCCGGUGCUGGCCGUGACACCCAGGGGAGCCCACACGUCCUCUUGGUGCUGGCCACAGGGUGGGGGGCCGGGCCUGGGGGAUGGAGGGGAGGUGUCCCACGUCACCCAGCUGGGGUCCCCACAGUUGAGGGGGGCAGCAUGCACGUCCGCUUUGUCAGCACCGACUACAGCAACCUCAUCCUGCACGUGCGCUUCGAGGACGAGGAGGUCACCAGCCUGUGGGUGCUGCUGGCCAGAAGGAAGCUCGAGGACCCCCAGUGGCUGGGGAAGUACCUUGGGUACGUGGAGAAAUUCCACCUGCAGGAAGCUCCGGUCUCCAACAUAGGUGGCCAAUGCCCCCCUCCCCAGGCCUAGGUCCGGCUGCUCCCUGGGCCUUCCUGCCUGGCCCCGUCCCCGCGCUGUCCUUGGCCUCUCUUCCUCCCCUCACCUUGGCCUGUGGCUGGGACUCACCCUGGGGCCCGAGGAAGCCCCAGCCUGGAGCCUGGCCCAGCCCCUGUCCUGUCCCUUCCCCUGCUGGGAAGGGCUCCUCCCUCCCUGUGGGUCACCAGGUCCUGUCACCAACAGCCAGGCAGGGCAGGCUCUGAGAAACUGGGCCACGGGCCUCGGUACUUACCCUCCAGGAGUACCGGAGCCGGGCACGGCAGGAGCCUGCCCGGAAAACGCUCUGGCAAUGCCGCACCUCAGCAAAGCCUUUUCCACCACGACCGACCUCAGUGAAAUAAACGUGUCGGAUUAAACUCGCAAGCCGGUGACGGGCGUGGUCACAAAUCACACGCGACUCACCGCCGCUUCCCGCAGACCGGCAAGCCCCGCCAGAACAACGUGAGGGGAAUGACAAGUGUAUGCCCAUCCAUUCAGCAAGAAACUUCCAGAAUUCACGUGAAGACGGUGAGAAAUGGCCUGCUCUGGGUACGAGCAGUGACUUGAAUAAACAGACGUGGCAUUUCCGUAACUCUCAACAGCACACGACCUAAUAACCCUCAGAUUUAUCCGCACAUCUGAAGCCGUUCAGUCAAUAUUCCAAUGGGAUUUUCCCCCCAAACUGAAAACCUGAACCUAAAAUUCACAUGAGGGAAUAAAAAGUUCUGACGUGUUCUAGAAAGAGGAGUGAUGCCUGCGGCUGCACCAUUCCACCCCUUGUAAACCGUGACUCAAGACCCGAGCGGCAGGAGCUCGAGGAUGGACAGGUCAGGGAAACCGACACAGAGUCAGGCGACGGCACAGCCCGGCGUGACACUCGGCACACCCCACGGAGGCUCUCCGUGAAAGCGUAUUCCAUAAAAAUCGUGUUGAGGGAAAUGAACAAGACAUGCAGGGCAAAGAUGAGGUUAGACAUCUCACCCUACAUAUUAUCUUAAAAGUAAUUCCUAAUUCUGAAUAAAAAGAAAACUUGAA